Molecule: messenger RNA, 756 nt
Organism: Juglans microcarpa x Juglans regia
Lineage: Eukaryota; Viridiplantae; Streptophyta; Magnoliopsida; Fagales; Juglandaceae
Product: thioredoxin-like protein CXXS1
Exons: 3
Coding region: 240-626 (128 amino acids)
Source: RefSeq, a predicted model, not a curated record
AAACAGUAAUUUCUGACAGCUGAGACAGAGAGAACAAAAGGGGCAUCGUCCUUAUCUACCCCUUUGGCCAGGAGCGGUGGUGGAUAUGGAAUUAUAGGACGGUCAACAGUGUCUCCGACUCCAAAGCUUUGAUAUAUUUAGCCUCGAAAACUUCCUUCCUUGUUUACACUAGCUUCUGUUUCUAGAGGGUUCAAAGUUCCUAAGGGGUAGGUGAAGAAAAAGAAAUCCAGAAGCAGGAAAUGGAAGGCCACGGCGAAGAGCAGCAUCCCAAGUCCAGAAUUGUCAAGGUUGACUCUUUGGAGUUAUGGGACUUCUAUGUUAGCCAAGCCACCACUCAAGGCUGCCCUAUUGUUGUGCACUUCACUGCUGCAUGGUGCAUGCCUUCAGUGGCUAUGAACCCGUUUCUUGAGGAAUUGGCUUCAAGCUACCCUGAUGUUCUGUUUCUCACACUUGAUGUCGAUGAGGUUAAGGAGGUUGCAACUAAAUUGGAGAUAAAGGCCAUGCCCACAUUUUGGGUGAUGAGAAACGGUGCUCCGGUUGACAAACUUGUCGGUGCCAAUCCAGAGGAGAUAAGGAAAAGGAUAGAUAGUUUUGUGCGGUCCAUUCGUGUAAAUGCAGCAGCAUAAUUCCAAUAUUAAGUGUGAUAUUGUCCUUUUGAAAGUGUGAAAUGUGUGACUGGUGGUCCAGCAUCAAAACAGAUGAUAAAGUUAGUGUGCUUUGUGUGGGGUUUGAUUUAAAUAUCAUAACUAUUUUUUU